AUGUUUCAAUCUAUAAAUAAUGCCCAACCUAAAACUAUAGUCCAAUCUAUAACUAAUGCUCAACCUGGAACUAUAGUUCAAUCUAUAACUAAUGCCCAACUCCAACCUGAUAUUAAGGAUCAACUUGAAGCUAAAGAUCAACCCGAAAUUAAGAACCAAUCUAUAAAUACAGAACAGCUUAUAGCUGAAGACAGUAAUAAUCUUAAUUGGAUGUUUGAAUUGCAAGACAUAUUUGAAGAUUCAUAUCAAUUGCAAGACAUAUCUGAAGGUUCAUAUCAAAAUAUUGAAGAAUCAUAUGAUGAUUUGUAUGAGAAUAAUGAGCCGGAGGAUAGUAUAGUGAGUGAAAUUUAUAGUGAUUUGGAUGAAGAUAGUUAUGAGGAUGAUGAGUCAGAGGAUAGUAUAGUAAAGGAAAUUUAUAGCGGACAAACAUUUAUAUCAUUUGAAAUACUUGAACAAUGUUUGAAACGAUAUGCUAAUCGAACAGGUUUUGAAAUAAGAACUAUAAGAUCUGAAAAAGAAGAGGGUAAUUGGUCACGAAAGACAUAUAAAUGUCAUCAUGGUGGGAAAUACAAAGCUAAAAAAAAAGUGGAUCCUACCCAAAACCGAGACAAAGAAUCAGUUCGUAUUGAGUGUGAGUUUACAGUAAAUGCAUCAUAUUGUAGAUCUGAAAAUCUAGUAUUUGUUAACAAAUUUGUUAGUCAACAUAACCAUGACUUACAAAAUCAAGAUUCUCUUCAAGAAUUUUCACCAGCAUUACGCAAAAUACCAGGCCAGAUAAUGGAUGAAAUACAAUUUUAUGUUCAAGAGUAUCAUAUUGGGGCUACAGUUUUAAAAAAAAUAUUAAGAAAAAAAUAUCCAAAUCAAGAUAUACAUUCUCAAGAUCUUUAUAAUGCAAUACAUAAAUUCAAGACUGAUGCUCAAGUUAAAAAUGAUGCUGCUGCACUUUUUGAACAUUUAGUUCAAUUACUUCCCCGGGUUUCUAAUACUAUUUUCAAGUGUAUAGAUGAAACAUUUAAAAAAUAUCUUACACCAAACUUACUAGCAUUACAACGAAAGCAAAUGGUAGAAAGUCUGUUGUAUAGGGUUAAAAUGAAAGAUCUUGGUGAUGUAGUAAUGCAGGAAUUAGAUCAGUACAGUAUAGGGUUUCUUGAGGAUGAUUAUGAAGAACCACAAGUCUUAGUUAGUAUGGCUUUAAAAGAUUGUUCAGAGAGUAUUUUAAGUGAAAUUUGGGAGGAAGGACUUUUAUUAAAGGAAAAGGUACAAGAAAAUUCGAUUUGGUUAAUUCAAACAGAAGAUACUGAAUUGCAAACUGGCACUUUUCAAACUUUAAGCACUAUCCGUGGACAAGAAAUUUUUGAUGAAUCUUUUACAAAUUUAAAUUCAAGAAAAGACUUAUAUGGUCGUAGUAUUGGACUUUGUAAAAAGGCCUUAAAUUUAGCGAUUUUAAAUAAUUCUACCCAAUCAUUUGAAGAACUUUUACAACAAUUUAUUAAACAACAAAAUACUUCUAUUGCACCAAACAAUAAUUUAAUAGAAUCGUCUAAAAAUAUGGUCAGUAUUACAAAUCCACUUCAACAUAAAGGAAAAGGCCGACCUACAAACAAAAGACACUUGUCAGCUAUUGAAAAUCAACCUUCUAGAGAAAAAAAGAAAAAUAAAAGACAAUGUUCUAUAUGCAAAUCUUGGUACCAUGAUUCAAGAAAUUGUUCUGUAAAAGAUA
Molecule: messenger RNA, 1720 nt
Organism: Racocetra fulgida
Lineage: Eukaryota; Fungi; Glomeromycota; Glomeromycetes; Diversisporales; Gigasporaceae
Source: the annotation of a GenBank genome assembly